GUAUUAUUGUUCUGUCUGUUCUUUCACUGUUGUUGUUCUGUUUUCUUUCUGUUACUGUUAGCUAGUUCGCUUGCGGAAUGGCACAAUCAUCGUUAUCUGUGUGUGGUCGGAGUGAGUGUUUUGAUAUCAAAGGGGAAUUUUUACGUUCAGUGGAAUAAUAAUGUAAAUUUUGUUUAGCUAGGCCCUACUAAACAGCAGAAUAUGAGUGUGUAAUUGUUUCACAAAUACAAUGGCUAAGUUAACGGAAGAAAUGGUUCAUGCCAGAACGCGUCAAUCUAAUUUAACUGCAGUCUCCAAACUAAAUUGCUGGGGAAGCGAACUGCAAGAUGUGUCACUCGUAAGAAGACUACCUAAUGUGGAAGUUCUUUCACUAAGUGUAAACAAGAUCAGAAAUUUGUCAGACUUCCAGCAUUGCAAGAAGCUGAAGCAUCUGUUUGUUCGCAAGAAUGACAUCAGAGAACUGAACCAGGUCUGCUACCUGAGAGAACUGCCAGAUUUGUCUACUCUUUGGCUGGCAGAGAACCCGUGUGCCUCUAGUCCAGGGUACAGAUUGGCUGUUAUCAAGGCUCUCCCCCGUCUUGAGAAACUAGAUGACGUUGUAGUGAGUGUGGAAGAGAGAACGGAAGCUCAGAGGUAUGGAACUUCCCUUCUACACCCAGACAAUGAUGAGCCCCAAGAGAAUGAUGAAGAAAAUGAUACGCCUGCCUACCAAGAUGAAGACACAGAUGAGCAGUACAUCACCAGAUCAAAUCACUACCCACCGACUGAAAACACCCGACCUUACCAGAGAAACGAUUACAGUCCUGAACUAUCCUCUCCUGUCCAUUCCAGCUACAUGCGGAAUGCAGGCAAUACCUACAGCCAGGAAGAGAGUGUCCAGAGCAAUGGUUACGAACCAAGUGGUUACGAUCAUAUAGAAGAUGAUUAUAGACCACACUCUUCAGCCAUUCACAUCAGCACACCAAACCAUCACAGAAUUAGCAAGGACUUGGCUGAGGAUGAGUCUCCUCCGAGAUCUGUCAAGCAGGAUGAUGACGGAGAAGAACUUCACCCAAGAGGUCUUACCAGGAGUAGAACGGAGUCCUUACCUCGACUGUCCAGACUCGAGGUAGACGAUCCUGAAGAAUACUCUCGGAAUAUGCAUUCACGAUGUCGUCUCGACACAAUAGCAAGAGGUGCUCGCCAGGAAGUUGAAGAUCCUGAACCCAGGAUGGUCCUUACUCGUAGUCGAACUGUGGAUAUGUUGGGAGGUCAUCACGCAGGCAGCCUCAGUUCACUACAUGAGAGGGAAAGACCUCGGAUGAAACCUUGUGAAGUCUUCAUGCCACGGUCCCUGCAACAGCCUCACACAAGGCCAAGGAACAUUAAUGUCCUGAAUGCCGUCCUGUGCCUCAUUAAGGAGUUGGAGCUUCAAGAUUUGGAGCUGGUUGCUAUGAGUGUCAACUGUCGCAUCGAUGAGCUACGAGUCUAGACUUCCUCCUCCUUUCUCUCGCUCGCUCUAAACCUCUAUUAUAAUAGGAAACUUUGUUUCUCAGAAAUAUUUACAGGAAAAAAAAUUUGAGUUGCGUCCUUGUUUUAGUGCCUGAAAUUAAAUUUUAGUUGGUGGAAUGGAGAUGGUCCUUAAGAGAUAGAACCCAGGCAACAGAGUGUGUUCAUACAAAGGUUUCGGAUCUGAUUUCUUUCUACUUAGUUGCAGUUUUAACAAAUGUACAAAUGUUAGUAAAAUGCUGAUGGUGUUAAAUUAGUUUUACUGAAACACUUUCACGCCUCGUUCUAAAUUUUACUGUUUCAUUAAUCCAAUUACGAACAUUGACAAAACCAAAUGGGAUAAAACUACAAUUUAUGAUUGGAGUCUAACUUGAACUCAUUAAAGACUGACCAUGGCUCAUUCCAAUAGAUUUUUUAAGUAUUUCAAACUUUGACCUCUUCACUUCUCUAUUUAAGAUUUCAACUCUACUAAGUGAUGAUAAAUUAUUAAACUUUUUUUUAAGAAAAUUAUAUAAAAUACUUACAUGAAUUGUUCAAUAGGAAAUUUAAAAUAGUACUCUUAUGUGAAGCAAGUACAUUUGAUAGAUCCCACAUUUCCUAGUAGUUUAAUUUACUAAAAAGUAUAAAAUCCAUUGUUUUUCUUGUACUACUAAGUUUUUUUUAUACACUCCUUCGUUUUGACUCAUUCAUUCAUAAAUGUAAACAUUUUACACUGAAUGAUUGUUUGCAUACUUGUAGAGUAGUUAGCCAUUUUGCCCACUCUGAUAUGCAAAGUGUACUUUUUUCUUAUAAGUUCUGUGAAUUAUGUGAAUGUGAUCACAAAAUUCAAAAUCACAAAUUGCUCAUGCGUUUUAGCUAGGGACCAAUUCUUUUACAUUGAUACAUAGUUGAUGAAACUCAACCUAUGUGUAACAGCUGUUGUAUUUUUUGUAGUGUGGAGCCAACAACGGCAAUUUUAUUAUUUGGCUUGAAUAGCUCAACUGAAAAAGCUUUCAGUAAGAGAACAGAAAACAGAUCUAAAUAAAGGGAUCCAAACAGGACAAAAAUUCACAGUUAUACAUGAAAUAUAUUGAUGAUGCACAUCACAAUCUUUUCUUGUGUAUUUGCCUGGGAGUUUUUGCCCAUUUCGACUUGGAAAUAUUUAAUUGUUGUUAUUGUUAAACGUUACUAACGAUUAUUGAAUUUCAGAGUAUUUUAUUGUAGCUUUUUAUAUGAAACUGACUGUUAAUUUUACUUAAUAAUUUUACUUUAACAAUUGUUGUAUUAACUAUUAUUAUAGUAUAUAGUAAUGACUUUUUAACCAUGUGAAGAAAUGGUAAACAAAAACAUUAUUUUAAACAAUAUUUGUUUUGUUUACUCUAACUCUUUUAGUCUUGUACAAUGUAUACAAUCAUGUUAGUGACUCAAGACAUCAUUGUACUCCUAGUCAAUAAAUGGUUCUAAAGUCAAAACGUUGAUUUAGUUUCAGUUUUCAUGUUGCAGCAAGAAACAUUUUUUUAGAACCUUCCAAUAAAAAGGUCAAAUAUAUAUUUUAAUUACUUUUAGUAAGAGCUUACUAACUUAUUUUUGGUUUUUAAAACUUUUUUAUGUCCUUUUCUUAUUAAUUUCAUAAAUUUAUGUACAUGUUUAGAAAAAAGCUAAAUAACAAUGAGAUUGAAAACAUUUUUAUUCAGAGGUGGAUGUAAUUGGGUAAGGAUAUAAUUUGUUGUAAGAAUCUCAUAUAUUUGACCAAUUUGGUCUUGGGCACAUUGUACCCUAACACCUUCACAUUGUACAUAACACACCAAGUAAAUAUGAGAAUAGAUUUUUAUAAUGUUUAACUGUGUUGUAUAAUAUUAGAUGAUAUAGAGCAUACUACAGGACAAUAUGUAAAUAACCAAAUGCCUUGUAUCAAACUGCAAUGUCCAAUUUACAUUCCUACUGUACAUUGUUAAUUCUUUGUUAUUUUAUCUUUUACAUCAAUUUAUUCACACAGUUUGUGUUGAAGGAUUCUUGUUCAUAGUUCAUAAAGUUUAUUACGGCUUAGUUUGUAUUUAGCCAACCGUUGAACCGUUCCUGGAGACUUUGUAUUCGUAGAAGCAGUCCACUGUGAUUCUAGCAAUGUCUAUAUUUUCUGGUCACAUUGGUCUCCCAAAUGCAGCUGAUUUAUUUUUGUGUAUUGUAAAAUAAGAAGAGUGAUAAUAGUAUUAUAAAUGCUAGACUAUCUUGCCUGUUAUUUAGCUUUACAUUUGUUGAAAUUAUAUUUACAUGUUUUGAAAAGGUAUUAGAAAUUAAGUUAGCAUAAACUAUGUUGUUCUUUUCAUUCUCUUAAUUUUUUAUCGCCAGAAUCCUAAAUAUAAAUUGCCCUGGCUUUUAAAGAAAAAGAAAACUAUUGUUUGCUUUUUGUAAUUGAACAAUUUAUUUUGGCUUUAAAAAAUAUAUUUUUAUUUUAUUUGUCUUUAUCAAAUAGAACUUUGUGAUUUAUUUAAAGAUGUUUAUAAACUGUUAUCUUUGUUUAGUUUUGAAAAAUAUGUGUGAUGUGAAAGUUUGUGAUAUGUUAAAACAACAUUUAAGAAUUUUGCAAUAGUACUUUAGUUUCCAUUCUCAUUUUAGUUAUAUUUUAUUAACAAUUCUUUAAAAGCAUCAAUUAUCAAUUAUCAUGAUUUUUUCUUGGGUUGACUAUUAACUAAAGUUUUCAUUUAGUUUUGUUAACAUUUUAUCACAAUCAUAGAAUUUAAUGUUUUAAUUUUUGUUUACUUUGUUGUGUACUAUAUUGUUUUGUUGAGUUAUGAUUGUUUGCUCGAACCAUUUCAAAUUAAUUUGUUUACUACUGAAUCUAUGUUGAUAGAUUAUGGUGCAUUUAGUUUUCUAUUUACUAAUGUUUGGGUUUGUAUUAGUUUUUUAUAAAUUAAUAUUUAAGGUUGUACUUAAGUGAUUCAACAUUGCUGUGCAAUAUAAGAAAUUAUAUAGUUUUGUGGUUAUAAUCAAGGGUCAAAUAGAAUAUUAACUGUAUGUAACAGAUUUUAAAUACAUAACAAUAUUAAUGUUGCUAACUGAAAAAAAAUGUGUUGUUGCUACUUAUUUCUAAUUUUAAAAUUUUAAUAGAUUCUUAACAUUAAAAUUCACUGUCACAGUAAUAGUAAGGUAUAUAGAGUUAUUUUGGGAUAAAAAGUACUAUACCUGGUUGAUUUAAAUGUUGACGUAAUACAGAACAUUUUUAAAACUA
Macrosteles quadrilineatus (aster leafhopper) is the source of this 4693-nucleotide messenger RNA. RefSeq lists its product as uncharacterized. NCBI's taxonomy places the organism in Eukaryota, Metazoa, Arthropoda, Insecta, Hemiptera, Cicadellidae. The coding region runs from base 230 to 1471 and encodes 413 amino acids. The record is from RefSeq and is a predicted model, not a curated record. The transcript has 13 exons. Gene Ontology annotation, molecular function: protein binding. Gene Ontology annotation, biological process: cytoskeleton organization.